Messenger RNA from Rhizoctonia solani, 1179 nucleotides. Its product is annotated as Magnesium transporter NIPA. The transcript is spliced from 7 exons. The record is from RefSeq and is a predicted model, not a curated record. Gene Ontology annotation, cellular component: membrane. Gene Ontology annotation, biological process: magnesium ion transport. Gene Ontology annotation, molecular function: magnesium ion transmembrane transporter activity. NCBI's taxonomy places the organism in Eukaryota, Fungi, Basidiomycota, Agaricomycetes, Cantharellales, Ceratobasidiaceae. The coding region runs from base 1 to 1179 and encodes 392 amino acids.
AUGGUCGAGGACAAGUGGAUUGGGCUGGCACUGGCAUGCUCCAGUUCAUUGGCCAUUGGAACUAGUUUUAUUAUAACAAAAAAGGGCUUGAACGAUGCUGCGCGACGUGGCCCUACUUCACAGAGUGCUUCAGACAACCUUUCGUAUCUCAAAAACCCUAUAUGGUGGGCAGGGAUGACUACUCUGAUCGUCGGGGAAGUUGCGAAUUUUGCUGCUUACACAUUUGCUCCACCAAUCCUUGUCACUCCCCUUGGUGCUCUUAGCGUACUCAUCGGUGCUGUCCUUGCUUCAAUUCUGCUACAUGAGGAGCUCGGUCAUAUAGGGCGUGUUGGAUGUGCCUUAUGUCUCCUAGGCUCCAUUAUCAUCGUUCUUCAUGCCCCAGAGGACAAGGAGAUUCAAACGGUUGAUGAAAUAUUACAGUAUGCUCUUCAGCCAGGAUUUUUAAUGUACAUUUUACUGGUCACCGUGUGGUCUCUCUUCGCAAUCUACCGCCUGGUUCCCCUCUACGGCAAAAAGACCCCCCUAGUGUAUAUUUCCAUUUGCUCUCUCGUCGGUUCAGUGAGCGUGAUGGCCAUCAAAGGGUUCGGCGUUGCUGUCAAACUCACCCUUGCUGGGAACAACCAACUCACACACCCGAGCACCUGGGUGUUUGGCAUCGUUGUUGGGUCGUGCAUCGCUGUGCAGAUGAAUUACUUUAACAAGGCGUUGGAUACGUUUUCCACCAACGUGGUAAAUCCAAUGUACUAUGUUGGUUUUUCAACUGCCACAAUCCUGGCCUCGGCACUCCUCUUCAGAGGAUUCAACACAACCGAUCCAACCAACACGGUCUCCCUCAUCACCGGAUUUAUAGUCACCUUCCUGGGCGUUCAUCUGCUCAACGCGUCGCGCCAACAGCAACAACAAACUCAUUCCGGUUCGCUAGACGAAGAGGACGUUGCAUGGGCUAAUCCACCAGCAAGUGCAGGCGGCCACACGAGACGGAGCAGCAGCCUUUACCGGUUCGAUCCCGAAAUUAUUCGAUCAGAAGCGAACGGCGUACCUCUGGAGGAAGUGAGAGAAGAGAGCGACGAGGAAGGGGACGAGAGGACCAGGUUGCAUCGAGGUGGACGUGGGCACAGUGGGAGUGCUCGUGGGAGUAGGCAAGGCAGCAGAGACCGGCUAGGCAGUGUCAGGAUAUGA